Molecule: messenger RNA, 369 nt
Organism: Effrenium voratum
Lineage: Eukaryota; Dinophyceae; Suessiales; Symbiodiniaceae
Source: the annotation of a GenBank genome assembly
AUGGUCUGGGGAGGAGUUUGCCAGCGGCGUGAGAUCGUGGAGUUUCUCGGGAAUUACUACCACGGCUUCCCUCCGAAACAUCCGCAGCAUCUCAGCUUCGCUUGCGUGGGCGGAAAGACGUCCCCGGAGCUCCAUCGCGAGACCUUCGAGCGCCUGGACCUCUUCCUGGAGCAAAAUCUGCGCGUCUUCUACGUCUGGGAGCACGAGUUCACCGAGUGGCAGAAGCUGGCAGCUACCGGCGAGGCGCCGCCCAUCUCUCGGAUCCUGCGCCGACACACCAAGCGCAGCUCGAAGGCGAGGAGAAACGCCAGGAAGAGCGCGAAGACCGCUGCGGCUGGGGCAAAGCGUCAUGCGUGUCAUGCAAGCUGA